Messenger RNA from Electrophorus electricus (electric eel), 2247 nucleotides. Lineage: Eukaryota; Metazoa; Chordata; Actinopteri; Gymnotiformes; Gymnotidae. The record is from RefSeq and is a predicted model, not a curated record.
UCGUCCUCGCGGUGAUGGCGGCCACGCUGCGUUCGUUUUAAGAUCGAGCUUCUCUUAUUUUGAAAAAAACUCUAAUAAAAUUAGUUAAUUGUUGAUUUACAACAUAUUAGAAGGAAGUUGGGUCAUCUUGGUCUAACUGUUUCAGGGCUUAGAUCAGGAUGACAAAUGAAGAACCUCUCCCGAAGAAGGUUCGCCUUAGUGAAUCUGACAUGAAGACCCUGACUAGAGAGGAGCUCUGUUCAAGGUGGAAACAACAUGAAGCCUAUGUUCAGGUGCUGGAGGCAAAAUAUGCUGAUUUGAAUUCCAAUGACGUGACUGGUCUAAAAGAAUCUGAGGAGAAGCUAAAGCAGCAACAGCAGGAGUCUGCACGCAGGGAGAACAUUCUGGUGAUGAGGCUAGCCACUAAGGAACAGGAAAUGCAGGAAUGCACAACACAGAUCCAGUAUUUGAAGCAAGUCCAGCAGCCGAGUGCAGCUCAACUCAGAUCCUCCAUGGUGGACCCAGCCAUCAACUUAUUUUUCCUCAAAAUGAAGGCUGAACUGGAACAGACUAAAGACAAACUGGAGCAAGCCCAAAAUGAACUGAGUGCCUGGAAAUUUACACCUGAUAGGUAAACUAAAAUAACUCCCCCCUCCAAACAAAAGUCAAGACUUUCCUGACUCACCCCCUCACUUUCUCCACUGCAGGAGUGCAGAUAAUGGUGGGGGAAGACUGAAAUGCAUUGUUCACAACGAGGCUCAGACUUAAAAGCCAAACGCAAAAGACAUUUUUUUCUCUUGUUCUGUGCUGCUAUUAUCAUACCGUAAUGUAAAAGAGAACAGAACCUGAAAAGACAGUUUGGGUCAGGUGACACUGUUGUUUCAGCUUUCUCUCCCCCCACACCCCCUCAUGGUACAGAGGCCUGAAGGAAUCGGGACUGUUCCUGAAGAGGUGGUCACGGCGGAAACAACCCCUCCUUCCAGCCCCAACAACCCAUGUUAGACAGUUUGCUGUAAUAAAUCGUUGGCUGCCUUUGAGAGAGACUUGAGCAAGGCAUUGGCUCUGGAGCUGAUUGAACUGUAGUUUAAAAAUCACUGAUUGAACAUUUUAAACAUGACCCCCUAUAAAAAGGUUGCACAGGAAUAUCUUUCCUCUUUUACCCCCAUCAAUGUAGAACUCUUAAGACUCUGGGUAAAAAUUUAGAACCAUCAUGUGGGAGGGGGACAUUAGUGUGAUGUAUUACAAUAAGAGGAGUUAACAAUCCUAAGACUCUGGGGGAAGGAGCCUUUGUAAUAAUGUGAUAUUUUGAGGAAAGAGUAAGACCCCAUGGUCUUCAGAGACUUUGGUCAAUGUCCAUUUCACCAGUGCAAGAGACGGUACAGUGUUUAACUUUCCUUUUCUCUUUUUCUUUGUGUUCGUAAUUAUUUUUAUAUUUUGCUUUGUUUCUGUUGUUUGUUCUUGGAAAUGCUCUUUGCACUUACAGCAGUGUGGUUAAAAAGAAUACAUCAAUUGGCUUUCUAUACUUAAGAGCUUAAAACCUGAAGAAUGUCUGAUACACUGCUGCAGAUGCAAUUUUUUUUAUUUCAAUGUGAAUGCUCAUGUGUCUUUAGAGAUAACUAAACAAGCUGUUACAUGUAUGUCUAUGCUGUUUUGUCCUUUGAUGGCAAGUUAGGGAUCCAACAGUUUACAAGAUGUAAGCACUUCUUGGAUUUAGGUUGUUCAUUAAGGACUUUCACACCUUUUUAUUAGCAGGUGUUUUCCCUGUGAAACAUUUUGGUUACAUGGAUGUUCAUUGUCAGUUAUUAAUUUUACCGCAUUUAGUUUAAUGCUUUAGGUGCAGAUGUUGUGCUUGGCUAGUUUUAGAACACAACUUCAGAUACCUCAGCCAAUACAUAAUCUCUCCAUGUUCAUAACAUCUGAUUUCACUUUGACAAUUGGAUGUACUGCACUGAAGAUCACAGGUUUUGUAAUUCACCAGUUUGUUAAAAUAUUUAAAGUUCAGCAGGUAGUAUUUAUGGAAGUUGUUUUUUCUAAGUAGUAGUUAUUAGGCUUGUUUGUUUUGUUAUACUUUCUAAGGUUAAACACUCAAAUAAAUAAUAAUAAUUGGUUCCCAGUAACUUGUACUAAAUAGUAACAGUAGAUUUAUUCAAACCCAACACUUGGUUCACUGUCAAGAGUUUGUACAUAACUGUGCAUAUGGAACACCUAGAAGCAGACUGCUCAUCACCACACAAGAUUUAAUUUGCUAACAUUAAAUGUUUAUUUAAA